AUGGCGAAGAUUUCCAAGGAGAACCUGCUGCUCUUGUUCACGGUGCUUGGUGUUGUGAUCGGCAUCGGGCUGGGCUACUCGCUGCGAGAUCCGAACAAAGCUUGGUCAAAACGCCACCUCUCUUACCUGCGAUUUCCGGGAGAUCUGUUUGUUCAGAUGCUAAAAAUGCUCAUUCUGCCGAUGAUCAUGUCAAGUAUUAUGUGAGUUUGUUUCCAAAAUGCAAUGCCGUAGACACAUAUACAAGCAAGCGAUACCCUCUCCCUCUUGACACUCGGAGCAAUUUUCGACGAGCUGAUCUUUCAAUGACCUCUCAUAGCUUUGGACAAACGCGCGCACGGGAGGGCGCUCCCCAACUGCAAAACAGAGCAACGAGCAGGCACUAAACCCGCUGACAAAUUGCUUGCGAAAAAACUGAUACUUGGUACUUAAGGCCAACGAACACAUGUGUCUAUCUAUCCCACACCAAAGUAUAUUGAAAAGAAACAGAUACAUUUCAGUUCGAGUUUGGCAUCUUUGGACUCUGGAACAGCCGGAAGACUUGGAGUGGUUUCAAUGGUCUACUACACCCUGACAACGUUUUCUGCCGUAUUCUUGGGUCAGUCUGGAAGUUACAAAUCAGAGAUUGUGAGAUUAGUCAAACAUUCAAGAAAUCGGUCUGUGUUUGUUUACCAACUCAAGCCGGCAGAUUUUGCGCAAUUAAUAAAACAUCUCAAACACAGAUUUAUCAAUGAAAAAGUUUAAUUGGUCAUUCAUUUCAGGAAUCUUUCUGGUCACUGUGAUCAAGCCUGGUAAAUGGACAACGACCAAUGUGGAAGAUCUCGUCGGAGGUGUUAAGACGACGCCGUGUGUCGCUACUGCUGUUGACACUAUCAUUGACCUAUUCAAGUUGGUGUUUGCUUUUCUAUACUUUAAAAAUGUAUUUUAUACAGGAGUUGCUUCCCAGAGAACCUUAUCGAAGCCACCUUCCGCUCUACGAAAGUCUGCCUGAAGUUCUUCAAUGGAACCACUGAGAUCCCGCCGGAAAUUGCUAUGACCAUGUCCCCUGGUACAUCCAUUUGUCAAAUUGGGCAAACUUUAUACCGAUCCCACUUUAGAUCAGCGUGCCCAAUUCACUGAAGUGCCUGAGAAAGUAGUGUCCGACGGUAUGAACAUUCUGGGACUUGUCGUCUUCAGUGUGGGCCUCGGAAUCGUCAUCGGAAUCAUUGGGGAAGAGGGAAAACCGAUGAAGAACUUCUUCAAGAGCUUGGAGGCUUGCAGCAUGAGACUUAUCGCUUGGGUUAUCAUGUUAGCACGCACAUGAUUCAUCGCCUCCUCAUUAGCGAUUCUUCAGGUACUCUCCAAUUGGAAUCACAUUCCUCAUCGCUUCACAAAUCGUUGGAAUGAAAGACCCGGGACAAGAAUUGCAGCGUUUGAUGGGAUAUGUCAUUACCGUAAUCCUCGGCCUCCUUAUUCACGCGUUCAUCGUCAUUCCUCUUUUGUGCUUGGUGGUGGGUUCAUUCAGAUAAAUGUGAUCAAUCUAAUGUAAGUGGAUCCUUUUUCUAGCUGGCCCGCCGUAACCCCAUCAAAUUCGUCGGAGGAAUGGCUCAGGCUCUCUUGACUGCUCUGGCUACCAGUUCCAGCUCUGCUACCUUGCCACUUUCGAUCAAAUGUUGCGAGGAAAACAACAAAGUCGACCCGAGAGUCACCCGAUUUGUCCUCCCACUCGGAGCCACUAUGUUAGUUGAGAAAUAACAAUUCGCUUUUUGAAAACGUUGUCUAACUUCAGUAACAUGGACGGAACUGCCCUUUAUGAAGCUGUAGCUGCCAUUUACAUUUCGCAAUGCGUCGGAAACGAUCUGUCUUUAGGAGAGAUCAUUCUCGUGUCGCUGACAGCCACACUGGCUAGCAUCGGAGCCGCUGGAAUCCCACAAGCCGGUUAGGAAGAGCAUUAGGGACUGAAUGAUUUUCAGAAACAUUCUUUUAGGAAUUGUUACCAUGAUCAUGGUUUUGAUUGCUAUUGGUCUGCCAACCAACCUGUUCAUUCUCAUUUUCCCAGUCGACUUCAUGCUCGACAGACUGAGAACCACCGUCAACGUGCACGGAGACAGCAUUGCCACUGCGGUCAUUGAGAGACUUUGCGAGGAUCAACUCCAGAAAGGUAAUCGAGCGUUCAGUAACUAUGAAAGAAUUGUGUCCGGAACAGAAAUUGUAAAUUCAAACCAUUCAGAUACACAUAGGAGUCAGGAAAACGAUGAACAAGUGAAGUUCAUCUAAACGGUUGCCGCAUUCCAUGUAUGGGGUGCUUUGGGUGUAUUAAUGCUUUUCUGGAAGCAGAAAUCUAACGCAUGAGGUGUCUCAUGAAAGUUUUCUGUUGAUGGCUGACCAAUAACUGCUUCUUACUCUUAGUGUUUCUCUAACAAUUUUUUCUUUUCUUUUUAUGUCUUUGUAAACAUUCCGGUUUCAGGUGGUCAUCCUCGUGAGAACAACGAUCAAGGAUACAGCAUGCUCUCGACCAACGCUUCUCCGGACCCGAAACGACUUGUAAUUGGAAACAAUUGCGAGAACUCUCAUAUGUUGUAA
This is a messenger RNA of Caenorhabditis sp. 36 PRJEB53466, 2559 nucleotides long. Lineage: Eukaryota; Metazoa; Nematoda; Chromadorea; Rhabditida; Rhabditidae. The record is from the annotation of a GenBank genome assembly.